Molecule: messenger RNA, 4036 nt
Organism: Anastrepha obliqua
Lineage: Eukaryota; Metazoa; Arthropoda; Insecta; Diptera; Tephritidae
Gene: Top1
Product: DNA topoisomerase 1
Exons: 8
Coding region: 228-3233 (1001 amino acids)
Biological process (GO): DNA topological change; DNA replication; chromosome segregation
Cellular component (GO): nucleolus; chromosome
Molecular function (GO): DNA topoisomerase type I (single strand cut, ATP-independent) activity; DNA binding
Source: RefSeq, a predicted model, not a curated record
ACAUACUCUUCAUUCGACACACACAGAAUUUUUCUAAGUUCCAUUUUAUGUGGCGAGGCGAGACUUUGAAAAAUUUUCAUAGCACUUUUGCCUUAGCCGUGCACCUCGUUGCUUUUACAUUUUUGUUUCGUGUUAAGUGGCCGAAAGAAGAAAUCUUUAGCUGCUAAUCGAAGCAGAGUAGUGUGUGCGUGGAAUCUUCCGAAUUUUUUAUCGUCGAGACUGAAAAAAUGAGCGUGGAUGUGGCACCCGAGAAUGACAUCAAGACUCAGAAUGGGCUCUCUGAGGUGGUGCAGGUGAAUGGAGUUAGUAACGGCCAUCACAGCAGUAGUAGUGGCAGUAGUAAACAUAAAUCUUCGAGCAAGGACAAACAUCGCGACAAAGAGCGUGACCAUAAAAGUUCGAGUUCAAGUUCAAAGGAUCACAAGAGUAGCAGUCGCGACAAAGAUAAACACCAUAGCAGUUCAUCGUCCAGCAGCAAGGAUAAGCAUCGCGAUAAAGAACGCGAUGGCAAGCACAGUUCCAGUUCAAGUUCGAGUCAUCGAGAUAAAGAACGUGACAAAGACAAGGAUAAACACAAAUCAUCAUCAUCGUCCUCGAGCUCUAGCCAUCAUAAGAGCUCUUCAAGGGAUAAAGAUAGAAAAGAUAAAGAUCGCGAGCGCAAAGAGAGUAGUAGCUCCUCAUCGAGCAAAGAUAAAGAUAAGGAACGUGACCGAAACCACAAAUCAUCAUCAUCAUCCUCAUCAAGCUCGCGUGACAAAGACAAGGAUCGUCAUCGCAGUUCAUCUUCUUCGAAAAGCAAACAUUCCAGUUCUAGUUCUUUGAAAUCGUCAUCCGGUGACAAACCAAAAUUAGUCGAUGGGGAAUUUAUUAAACCAGAACCCAUCUCACAACCAUUAACUGAUUCGCAAUCGAAUGGUUAUAAUACUGAUUUUGUUGCACUCCGACCGGAACCAGUCGGAAAUGAUUAUAUGGAUGAAUCCAAUAGUGGAUUUGAAAAUAGUCACGCUAAAGAUGGUUAUGAGGAGAAACCCUAUAUAAAAAUGGAAGAACAAAAUGUAAAUAUUUCGCAGGCCAGCUCAUGUGACUAUUCAAUGUCGCAAUUUAAAGAGGAUGAGCCGGCGUUUGUCGUUAAGGAGGAGGCAAGUGGUGAUGAAGAUAGUUUGUACAAACAGGAGGGAAACGCAGACUGUGAAGACGAUGACGAAGAUGUCCCGCUGGCUAUGCGUAUAGCAAAUACUAAAACAACGGCACCAGUUGUUCAGGACGAUGAUGAUGAUGAAGAGGAUAUACCAUUGGCGAAGCGUAAAAUGAAGGCCGAAGUGGAAGAUGACGAUGAGGAUGUGCCAUUAUUGGCGCGGAAGAAGAUCAAGAAAGAAUCGGCUAGCAAGACUAAAAAUAAAAAGAAACGCGUCAAAGAAGAGGAGGAGGAAGAGUACGGGGAGACCAAACCCAAAAAGAAAAAGACCAAAAAGGUCGAACAAACGCAAGUUAAGCAAGAGGCUGCUUCGCCCACCAAACGCAAGAAGAAAGAAGAAGAGGAAGAAGUCUGGAGAUGGUGGGAGGAAGAGAAGCGCGAAGACGGUGUUAAGUGGAAUACAUUAGAGCACAAGGGACCAGUUUUUGCACCACCAUAUGAACGUGUGCCGAAGAAUGUUCGUUUCUUCUAUGAUGGCAAACCGUUGGAUCUGUCUUCUGAAACUGAAGAGGCAGCCACUUUCUAUGCCAAAAUGUUAAACCAUGACUAUUGCACAAAACAGAUUUUCAACGAUAAUUUCUUCAAGGACUUCCGCAAGACGAUGACAUCGAAAGAACGCGAAAUUAUAAAAGACUUCAACAAGUGUAAUUUCGAAGAAAUGUUUAAAUUCUUCACGGCAGAAUCUGAAAAACGUAAGAAUGCAACUAAAGAGGAGAAACUGGCCAAAAAAUUGGAAAAUGAAGCAUUAGUGAAAGAGUAUGGCACAUGUAUUAUUGAUGGCCACAAGGAAAAGAUUGGCAAUUUUAAAUUGGAACCACCAGGUCUGUUUCGUGGUCGUGGCGAGCAUCCAAAAAUGGGCAUGAUUAAACGACGUAUUCAGGCCGAAGAUGUCUCCAUUAACUGUGGAAAGGAAUCGAAAAUUCCCCCACCGCCAGAGGGCCACCGGUGGAGGGAGGUACGCCACGACAACACUGUAACUUGGUUGGCUUCAUGGACUGAAAAUGUGCAAGGCCAGGUGAAAUACAUUAUGUUGAAUCCAUCAUCCAAAUUGAAAGGCGAAAAGGAUCACGUAAAAUAUGAAACUGCACGCCGUUUAGCAAAAUCCAUAGAUAAAAUACGUGCCACAUAUCGCGAGGAAUGGAAAUCAAAGGAGAUGCGUGUGCGUCAGCGUGCUGUUGCAUUGUAUUUCAUUGACAAAUUGGCACUAAGAGCGGGUAAUGAAAAGGACGAAGACCAAGCCGAUACCGUCGGCUGUUGUUCACUUCGCGUUGAACACGUUAAAUUGGAAAAGCAUUUGAAUGGAAAAGAGAAUGUCGUUGUGUUCGACUUCCUUGGCAAAGAUUCAAUUCGUUAUUACAACGAAGUUGAAGUCGAGAAACGCGUAUUCAAAAAUCUAGAACUUUUCUUGGAGAACAAAAAGGAUGGCGAUGACCUUUUCGAUCGUCUAAACACUCAAGUUCUCAAUGAACAUUUGAAGGAGCUUAUGGAAGGACUCACUGCCAAAGUGUUCCGUACCUACAACGCAUCAAUUACGUUACAAAAACAAUUGGAUUUACUUACUGAAGAUAGUAUGUCUCCUGCAGAGAAGUUGCUUGCCUAUAAUCGCGCUAAUCGUGCAGUCGCCAUAUUAUGUAACCAUCAACGUUCGGUACCGAAGGGACACGAAAAAUCAAUGGAAAACUUGAAGGAGAAGAUACGCCAGAAGCGUGAGUUGAUUGAAGACGCUGAGUCUGAAUUUCAUGAUCUUAAGAAAGCCGCUAAACGCGGUUCGGUAAAAGAACGGGUUAUGGCUGACAAAAAAGCUAAGCAAUUGGAAAGAUUAAAGGAGCAGCUAAAGAAAUUAGAGCUUCAAGAGACUGAUAGGGAUGAGAACAAAACGAUCGCACUGGGCACUUCAAAGCUUAACUAUCUAGAUCCGCGUAUAACUGUCGCAUGGUGCAAAAAGCAUGGCGUCCCAAUCGAGAAGAUAUUCAAUAAAACUCAAAGGAAUAAAUUCAUGUGGGCUAUACACAUGGCUGACGAAAACUAUCGCUUUUAAGUGAACACCCAUGCAUUGUACGUAAAUAGCGUCGAAGAGCACUUAUUUCAAAGUCCAGAAUGACUUAAACCUAUGAGGAGAGUUGAAGUUUAAAUGCAGCGUGCUCCGAGUUAGUAUGCUGCAGAACUACUACCACCACCCACCACUUAACACCGUAGAUGAACGCAUGAACGAAUUGAAGAAUUGAAGCGAAAAUAAUAUCAAAAUCGGCGGCAUAAUGAGAUAGUAUAGUCGGAAGAAGUAGUUCGUGGCACUUAGAUAUGCAUCAAACUAACGCGUAGUAUGUGUACGAACCACUAUAUAUACAUAUUAUUUAUAGUAUAACAUUUAAGAAGUAAUGAAGUUAUUUCAUGUGUUAUUUCAUAUGAUACACACGUAACAAUUCUUGCAAUACAUUUGCAUACAUAAUUACAUAUGUUUACCUUGAUACUACAUAUGUAAGUAAAUAGGAAUGGGUUGCCAUUUAAUGCGUGAAUGAUGGCAUUAGAACGUUCUCUUUAUUAUCAUGCACACACAUAUAUGCACACACUUUGAAUUAAACGCAUGAGCGUUUAACGUUAGACAUUUUUGAAAUUUGGUUCUAUUUAUGAAACGGAACAAAAUUAUAAAUAAUAGAUGAAAAUACUUAAAACCCACAAAAGGGCAACGCAGAAAAAAGAAAAAAAAAUGUAGCGCUAAAACAUGUUUUACUGCAACAAUGGUGAAAAUUAACUAGGUUUUAGUGAAAAUUUUAUAAAGAAAAAAUACAAUUGUGUUUACUUUUUUGAUUUUUCCUCAAGGAAGGACACAUCCAUGCACAUACA